This is a messenger RNA of Microtus oregoni (creeping vole), 654 nucleotides long. Its product is annotated as EF-hand calcium-binding domain-containing protein 1-like. Bases 1 to 633 code for a protein of 210 amino acids. The record is from RefSeq and is a predicted model, not a curated record. Gene Ontology annotation, molecular function: calcium ion binding. Lineage: Eukaryota; Metazoa; Chordata; Mammalia; Rodentia; Cricetidae. The transcript is spliced from 6 exons.
AUGGAGCAAAGGCCUCUGAAGAAGCUGGUGGAAUCCAUCAGUAAAACUGUCAAGAGCUUCAAGAAAAGUGAGAUUGAAUGUCUCAUACGCUUUUUCUGUAGCUUGGCGGAAAGGCCCAGUGGAAAGCUUGCUAAUGCCAGACUAGACUGCAACACGUUUCGAGGGAUCCUACACAACAUAUUUGGAAUGACUGAUGAUACGUUGAUGAAUAGGGUGUUCUAUGUAUUUGACAAAGACAGUGAUAACUAUAUAAAUGCACAAGAGUGGGUUAAAGGACUGUCAGUGUUUCUCCGAGGAACUUUUGAAGAAAAGAUGAAAUUCUGUUUUGAAGUUUAUUAUUUAACUGGAGAUGGUUAUAUUUCCCGGGAAAAGAUUUUUGACAUGUUGAAGAAUAGUCUCUCCCAGCAGUCCCCCGAAGAAGAAAAUGAGGAAGGAAUAAGGGAGUUGGUGGAAAUAAGCCUGAAGAAAAUGGACCAUGACAAUGAUGGCAAGAUCUCUUUUGCAGACUUUGAAAAAGCGGUAAAAAAAGACAGGCUUUUGUUGGAGGCCUUUGGACCAUGUCUACCAGAUGCAAAGAACUGCCUUCAUUUUGAAGCUCUGAUAUUCAGAAACAAUCAGACUACUAGUUUUUGAACACGAAUUGCUCAAUACCUG